Molecule: messenger RNA, 935 nt
Organism: Tachysurus fulvidraco (yellow catfish)
Lineage: Eukaryota; Metazoa; Chordata; Actinopteri; Siluriformes; Bagridae
Gene: prrg2
Product: proline rich Gla (G-carboxyglutamic acid) 2
Exons: 7
Coding region: 211-822 (203 amino acids)
Cellular component (GO): extracellular region
Molecular function (GO): calcium ion binding
Source: RefSeq, a predicted model, not a curated record
GUGAACGUGUUUAUCGGAUCAGAAAUGAGUCUGACUGAUGAAUCAGGUCUGUGAAACUGCUCGGAUUCUCCUUUUGGAUCUUAAAAACCCGGGUUUUAGCGGAGAGACGGAGGAUCUGCAGACCAGAUCACACACUUCAUUCCGAUUUCAGUUCACUGACAGGACGUGUGGACAUUGGUGACAUUGUGGACAUUGUGUGUAACAGAUAAAAUGGUGGGAUUAACAGAAUUGUGUGUUGGCCUGAUGAUGCCCGUGUUCCACCUGGCGUUAGCACGAUUCAUCACAACCAACAACAACAGGAACGUGUUUCUCCACGAGACAUCUGCAGACUCGUUCCUGUCUCGCUCGCUGCUCUACAACAGCUGGGACUUUGAGCUGGUCACUCCGGGGAACCUGGAGAGAGAGUGCAUGGAGGAGAUCUGCAAUUACGAGGAGGUUAGAGAGGUGUACAAGGAUGACCAAAAGACGGCAGCUUUUUGGAAAAACUACGUCAACAGUCACGAUCAUUCUCCACGUGUUGAUGUUUCUGGUCUGGCUGCUGGAGUUGUAUCCGUGGUGAUAACGUUGAUCAUUGUGCUGCUACUUGGCUGCUACUGCUACAAGAAAAAAAGAAAAACUAUAAGGCGUGGGGACAGUGUCCCAGUGCGAAUGGCAGCAGAUGGACAUCCAGCUCCUGAGGUGGUUCCUCUAUCUAACAUCACUGCUCCGGGUCUGCCCAGUUACAACGAGGCCUUGAACCUCAGUGGGCAGUACGACGCACCUCCACCUCCGUACUCAGGAGCGGAACCCAACACACCAGCAGAACCUCAGCCUGAGGAGUGAGAGAGGGAGUGAGAGAGAGAGAGUGAGUGUGUGUGUGUGUGUGUGUGUGUGUGAGAGAGAGAGAGAGAGAGAGAGAGAGAGAGUGAGUGAGAGAGUGAGUGAGAGAGAGAGAG